AUGACGUCAACAGCCGAUCGAUAUGGGGAGACAUCGCUGGAGAUGACAGAGCAGUUAAUGAAUAACAGAGAGUGUGAUGUGUCUGACACUGAUGUAACUGACACGGAAAGUGGGGAUGAUGGCGUGCUUAUACGAGAGUUGAAGCCAAUGCUGAAUGACGUCACCCAAAAUGGAGCAUCUGAACAGAACAGGCGUAAACGAAUUGCGAACUUCAUUUACCAAAAUGGAAUACAGCAAAAAGCAGAAAAUCACGGUACACGGAAUACACAGUCAUUUGGUGAUAUCGAAUUUGUUGGAUUUGGACAGAAUAUUAAGAAGUCACCGUAUAUUCGUGUGGAUAAUAACACGGAACCAACACUCAUAUGGGAUCUUCUUAUUAAUCAAUGGAAGAUGGAUAAACCUAAGGUUUUAAUAUCAGUAACUGGUGGAGCCCAUGAUUAUCACUUCAAAUCAAGAUUGAAAACCUUAUUUAAGGAAGGGCUGAUUAAGGCUGCAGUCAGUACAGGUGCGUGGAUUAUAACACGUGGUAUAGAUGCUGGAGUCAGUAAAAUAGUCGGUGAGGCAAUCAAGGAGGAACACACAGAGAUUAUGGCGCUAGGAAUGGCAGGCUGGGAUAGCAUCGACAACAAUGCAGCCCUACAUGGCCAUACGUCUGAUGGUAAGUGGCCUGCCAAAUAUGGUGCAAGUGAACUGAGUCACGACAAGCCUGCAUUGGACUGUAACCAUACACAUUUUAUCUUAAUGGAUCAUGGCAGAGAAGAGCUUGGUUACCAACUCGAUGUCAGGGAUAAUUUAGAGCAAUAUAUUUCAGAACUUCCUGUCAAAGAUGGUGAAGAAAUAAAUCAUAUACCCGUGGUACUAGUUGUAAUCGGAGGGGCUACAAAGACCAUCGCAAAAGUAUAUAAAUCAUUGAUGCCCGAAGAUGGCCAAGCAAUACCCGUGGUUGUUGUUGAUGGUAGUGGCAGGGCAGCUGAUCUUGUCGCUAAAGCACUGAGAAUAACAGAGGACGAACCAGACGAACAAAUUAGAGAUAUAAUCAAAGAUGAACUGGCAGAAGACAUACGGAAAGUGCUUUUAAAACCAGAUACUGCUUUGAAUAUUUCUGCUGUGAAUAAAUGCAUUGACACGUUGGCCGAGAUCGUCAAUUCACAAAACAGAAGUAUGAUGACAGUAUUUGAUAUGCAUACAUCGUUCAUCAAGGACAUCGAUAGAACUAUUCUGUGUGGUUUAUUGAAAGCUAAACAUGUGCGUGAAGAUAUAAAGUCACAGCUACAUUUAGCCAUGAGAUUAAACCGAUGUGACAUCGCUGAGACAGAGAUAAUCACGGCUGAUAGAAGAACAGAAUGGAAGAAUUUACAUUUCGAGGAACAUAUGGAGACUGCUUUAAUUCAAAACAAAGUGGACUUCGUCACUCUGUUUUUGGAGCAUGUAAUCCAAUUAGAAACAUUCUUGACAAUUGCCAGACUUCACGCUUUAUACACGAAAAUUAUUAAAGCACGGUAUGCAAUUGCUGGCAGAUUAAGUACAAAACACAUUCUCAAACGGUUAUUGAAAGGAAAAGAAGACAAGGUAUAUCUGCAGGCAAUUGGUCGAUUGUGUCAGGAAUUUCUAGAAGAUGAGUUUGAUGUUCUAUAUCAAGAUGACAAGUACGUAGUUGAUGACUCGAUAGUGACGAGUCACGUGUCUAGAUCCAAAAAGAUAGAUUUCCAACAUUCUGAUAAAGACCUCUUAAUCUGGGCUGUAUUAACUAAUCGAAGAGGAAUGGCAGAAUUGUUUUGGAGAAGGCUGACAAUUGGCAAUAUAGGUUCAGCUUUAAUCGCUGCUAGAAUAUUGACGGCUCUUGCCAAAAAAGCCAAUAUUGAAGAGAGUACGUUAACCCAUGACCUGGAAAACCAUGCGGACGCAUUUGUGAAGUUUGCCAUAGGAGUCAUCGACCAGUGUUACGAGGACAAUAAGAGAUGGGCACAGCUUACAUUGGUUCGCAAAUUGAGUGUGUGGGGAAACACAACUUGUUUAUCUAUUGCAUAUUCUGGCCAAAAAAUGAAUUUUCUGGAGCACGAGUGCUGCCAAACUAAGAUGGAGCGUACCUGGAAAGGAAUGAUACAAAUGAAUCUGUUUGAACAGAAAGCAAAGGUUGCCUACAUCGUGAUGCUCUUAAUGUUCAGCUGGUUUCUCCUGACUGAUUUAAGACCAUCUGGUCUGCCAAACUCACCCGGCGUCAUAGAAUAUGUAGUCAUGAUAUGGAUUUCUACGUUGAUUAUCGAAGAAUUGAGACAGCUCAGAGAUCUUUUACAUUUCGUGGUUAUAUUAGUGAUAUUUCUAUUGAGCUUUGGUUAUGCUACUCAGGCCCUAUUAACACCAAACCAAGACCCACAUAUAUCUGUUCUCUGGACCUCACUUUAUCGACCACACUGGCAACUUUAUGGAUGGCUAUUCCUAGAUGAAAUUGAAGACCAAGUGACCAAUGAGACAUGCUAUUACAAUGGGGAGCAGGUAAACGGUACAUUCAAUGGUACAGCGAUGUGUGUGGAUACACAAAUGUACGGAUGGGUUAUCCCAUUGUUAAUUGCCAUCUAUUUGAUGAUUGCUAAUAUAUUACUUAUCAACCUAUUAAUUGCUAUGUUCAGUUACACCUUUCAGAAUGUGCAAGAUAAUUCUAUGACAAUCUGGAGGUUUUUUCGCUGCCAGGUAAUCGCUGAAUAUUUUGAGAGGCCGACACUGGCACCCCCUUUUAUCAUACUCAGUCAUGUAUAUAGACUUGUCAAAUUUGCAUAUCAAAAGAUGAGACUACGAUAUAAUCUGAAAUAUCCGGGAAAUAGAACAAACCAAGAAAUACGAAAUGAAAAUGAUAAAAGACAAUCACAUGCACUGAAUGUGUGUUUGGAUGAAAAAGAGGAACAUUACAUCAACAGUUUUGAGAAACGAUGUAUGGAGAAAUACUUUUCUAAGUUACGACAAGAAGAUAUUCAGUCUAUUGAAAAUACUGUUUCAUCUAAUGCUGACAGAUUGGAAGAAGUAAAACAACAAGUAGAAGAAUUGAAGGAAGCGAUUGAAGACAUUCCCAUGGCAACAGAACUCCCUAGCAACAGUUCUACUAUUUCAACACAGAAUGAACGGACAGACACAGAAGAGAAAUUAUUACAAUUUAUGUCACAAUUAAAUGAAAGAAUGGCCAAACUGGAAGAAAAUAUUGGCCAUUCACAUAGACUAGUAUAA
Messenger RNA from Saccoglossus kowalevskii, 3216 nucleotides. Its product is annotated as transient receptor potential cation channel subfamily M member-like 2. Gene Ontology annotation, cellular component: plasma membrane. Gene Ontology annotation, biological process: calcium ion transmembrane transport. The record is from RefSeq and is a predicted model, not a curated record. Gene Ontology annotation, molecular function: ligand-gated calcium channel activity. NCBI's taxonomy places the organism in Eukaryota, Metazoa, Hemichordata, Enteropneusta, Harrimaniidae.